UUUUCACGAGGGCAUCUCGCGUGUAGCUAGUCGAGGUUGUGUACAGAAGAUUAUUACCGCGCGGCGCGUGGUUUCGAGAAGUCCGACGCGUCUCCUCAAGCACUACUGCACCCAUGUCGCUGUUGGUAUGUCCCCGCGCAUCUCUGCACCGCAGACUCGCGUUUUUCUUCUCUCGCACCCUCGCUACCGGUCCCAGGCAAGCUGGUAGCCCAUCGGCAGAGAAGAAGCCAUCGACGGCAAAGUCAGCAACAUCACCGUCUCCGGAAGACCUAAAACCGCCCAUCUCGUCGUGUCCUGCCGGAACAGUCCUGUCGGGAUUGAACUACCUCAAAGGACAACCUCCCGUUCUCGCCAUGCCGGACGCUGACUACCCAAGUUGGUUAUGGGACCUGACGAACCCCAAGAAGAGAUCCGCGGUGGAAGACGUUGAACCGGGGAGCGAUGCGGAAAAGAGACGCUUGAGGAGGGAGAAUCGCCAGUUGUUGAGGGAUAAGAAUAAAUUUGGGGCGCGUUGAAUGGCCGGGCACCAUGUACGUGGCGAUUUUACUGACACGUCGUUGCUACUGUACUCUAAGUACCGGACAUUUGAUAGACCCUUCCUGGUAGUACUUGCUGACGUGCACGGUGAUGCGGCAGACUUGCAUACUAGCACUUGCCUUCACGUGGGCUUUAUGCUCUAUCGACUUCUAGUAUUCGGGAAUGAAUCGUGCGCUCAUCGGAUGCUGUUGAG
Messenger RNA from Pisolithus orientalis, 730 nucleotides. Its product is annotated as mitochondrial ribosomal protein L37-domain-containing protein. The record is from RefSeq and is a predicted model, not a curated record. The coding region runs from base 114 to 515 and encodes 133 amino acids. Gene Ontology annotation, molecular function: structural constituent of ribosome. Lineage: Eukaryota; Fungi; Basidiomycota; Agaricomycetes; Boletales; Pisolithaceae. Gene Ontology annotation, cellular component: mitochondrial large ribosomal subunit. The transcript is spliced from 2 exons.